GUCCAGUUCGACUAAUAUAAACCAUGGGACGGACAGCCCAGCACGUGUAUUCUCAACGGUUUGGAACGCCCCACGUAACAAGACGAACCGCAAAAGAGCAAGCCUUCCAUUCUAUGGCGUACUAUCAUCCGUCAUGAAACAUCCUGUAGUAUAAGCGUACCAUCUCCCACAUUUCAGACUUCAGCUUGCCUCUCUCAUAUUCUUAAUUACCGGAACAGCAACCCUUCUGGUUUGACAGCACCGUAUGGAGUUUCUUCUUUACAUUGCAAGACCUGCAAAAUAUAUAACCUAUUCUAGUAAUGCCAUUCGACAAUAUUCUUUCUGCGAGCACCAGCAGGAGCAGCGCGCCAUCAGAUAACCCGUUUACUGACGACGAGUUUGUAAUUGAGGUUGGCGUUCCACUCCAAGAUGUACCACGCAUAUCAACGGAGACGACCCGACGUAACGGGUUUCGGCAAUCUGUGGCGCCCGAUCGAGGGACGCGUAUCAUUGAGGACAUCAGGAACGGAAACUACACAUGCUCUAUUUGUACUGAGCCCAUUGUCGAUGGCGCGACCCAGGAAUAUACCAUGUGGCACUGUGCAGACUGCUACAAUGUAUUCCACUUCCGAUGCAUAAGAACUUGGGCCAUGACGAAUUCGAGUUAUAUCCUCCACGGGUUCCGACGUUAUCCGGUAUGGAAAUGCCCGUACUGUCUUGUGAUCCACGGGGAGAAUCCCAAGGCGACGUGUUGGUGCGGCAAACAGCCAUUUGACCCGUGCAACCCCCGCAGCGAUAUACCAAAUGCAUGUCCCAGUCAGUGCGGAAAGACAGGCAUGUGUAAACACGAGAACCGAACAGAGCCAUGUAUGAACCGUUGUCAUCCGGGACCAUGUUUACUCAACACCCUUUUGAAUCUUGAUAACCGAGAGACAAAGGAAAAACUGAAGAGUUGGACGCAAGGGUUGGGAAAGGUCUUCCUGGGUCUCAUAGCUGUAGCUUUCAUCGUUAUUCCUAUUGUAGCUAUUGGGGAAGGUCCUGAAAUCGCCUGGUACAAUCAGUUUCGACAUUCUUGCAACGGCUUCAAUACCAGAAUCCGAAUGGAUGUGCAAGAUUUCAGGAUCCACAGCCUCUCGCCCUCGAUCCAAGAUGAAACAUUCUAUCUAGGGGCUCACUUAAACCCCCAAGUAAACAGCACGGCUCCGUUCCAAUACUAUCACCGGUUUGGCGGUACCACCAGGGAUCACCGAGAUAUUGCUGUAGAUGUAGAUUCCGAGCGUCACUCAUGGCGCAUGCUCUCCCUGGACGGCCCCGACGAGGCAAACAAAUGGAUAGCCAAGACGUCGACCGAGCUCAACAUGGGGUCGUACCCAAAACUCCCUCAGUUUUCCAGCGUGACCGAGACGGAGAUUCACAGCGGCACGUUCAGCCACAGCACGGUUUCCUACCAGCACAUGCAUAUCCCGGAGAUAGAUUUCAUGAUUGGAGGGAUCCAUGACUUCCUCGAGCGGUGCGAGUACGAGCCUUUCCUGCGCGUCUACUCGACCGCCGGGCUGGCGAAGAAAGAAAUGCAACAGAUGGCGAAUAAGUCGUGGUCGAGUCGAUCAGAGGACAGGCUCGUGAUGCGCACCGCCAGUUUUGGACACGGAAGACAGAGGUUGGAUAUGUGUGUUCGAGAGGGGCCGAUACAGCCAACGAAACCUGGUUAUGAGCACAGGGAGGGAAUGGCGGAUGAACUCCUUGUUCCAAUGGCAAUUAUUGCAACGUUGCGGCUGAGGUUGUGGGAGACGGGUAGGAGGGCAUUUGUGUGUUAA
Amorphotheca resinae ATCC 22711 is the source of this 1793-nucleotide messenger RNA. RefSeq lists its product as hypothetical. The transcript is spliced from 5 exons. NCBI's taxonomy places the organism in Eukaryota, Fungi, Ascomycota, Leotiomycetes, Helotiales, Amorphothecaceae. Gene Ontology annotation, cellular component: nucleus. The coding region runs from base 300 to 1793 and encodes 497 amino acids. Gene Ontology annotation, biological process: negative regulation of transcription by RNA polymerase II. Gene Ontology annotation, molecular function: RNA polymerase II transcription regulatory region sequence-specific DNA binding; DNA-binding transcription factor activity, RNA polymerase II-specific. The record is from RefSeq and is a predicted model, not a curated record.